AUGUCGACACAGGUCAAGAUGCUGCUGGCCAUGGUGCCAGGGAAGAAGCAGGUUGCCAAUCUGCAGAGAUUCGACGAAGACUAUGGUCCGGGUGACGACGAAAACUCCAUGGCAGAUAAGGCCGUGGACUACCAGCACCUGUUCGCAGGUAACAGCGAUGAUCGAUUUCGCAUUGGCAUCACUUUCUGGAAGAAGGGCAUACGUUUGUAUGCGCCCUUCGACAAAGCGGACAUUCUCGUCUGCUCGCCGCUGGGCCUGCGGCAAAUCACGGGCGUGGAGGGCGACAGGAAGCGUGAAUUCGACUUCCUCUCAUCGAUCGAAGUCUGCGUGGUCGAUCGCGCCGACGUGCUGCGCAUGCAGAACUGGGAGCAUGUCCAGGAGGUCAUGCAAGUUGUCAACAGGAAGCCACAAGGCCUCGGCAGCAUAGACAUCGCACGACUGCGCAGCGCCUAUGCAGAGGGCCGCGCGCGGGAGUUUCGCCAGACGGUAGUGACCUCCUACGGACAAUGCCUGGAUGCCGAUGCGCUUUUCAACCUCUCUUCCAAUCCACCCGCUGGGCAAGGCCCUGUGCUGGCGGGCAAAGGCCGCAGCCUGGCGUCGAGGCUCCGGGCUCCGCAGCUGGGGCGUUCCAAGCGCGGAGGUCGGAGUUUGGAUCUCGAUGAGGAGGAGGAGGACAUCGAUGCGGGAAUGUCGCUCGAUAUGAUGCAGUCCAUGUCCAAGUCGGCAGCCAGCGAGGUGGAUGACAUGGGCGUGCAUUAUAUGGAGUUUUCUGUUUGUGGGAUGUAG
Symbiodinium sp. CCMP2592 is the source of this 786-nucleotide messenger RNA. The record is from the annotation of a GenBank genome assembly. Lineage: Eukaryota; Dinophyceae; Suessiales; Symbiodiniaceae.